CAAACUGCAAGUGAAGGCAGCUAGUUGUACAAUUUGCACAACAGUGUCUAAAAUUUUGUUCAGAAUGGAGGUUUUGAUUGAGAGUUACUUUAACAUGCACUAUUAUGGUUAUGGAUUCAGAUAUUAUGAAUCUGACAGUGAAUCGGAUAGUGUUGAAACAGAUGAAGAUGAUGAUGAAGAGGACAUUUGUCGAGAAUUUCCAUUUGACGACGAUGUAUUCUAUUUCAAUAUCAAAGCUCCAAGAGCGAAGACUGGUUGGGAAAAUUUACCAAUGGAGAUACUGAUCCACAUAUUCAGUUUUAUCAGACCUACUGAUCGUAAUUCCGCAUCACUCACUUGUCAUCGAUGGUUUGAAGCGCUGCGUCACCCACUAUUCCUAAACGAUACCUGCUUUCACUUCGAAAAUAUCGAUGUUAACGAUAACAUUUCACCCAUUCAUGUGUUCCUAGACAGCUUCCGACAUUUCACUAACAUUAAAUUGACGAAAGUUAAAUUUAGUGGGCAGACGGCUUUCUGGAACUACUUUGGAAUGCACAUACGGGAGAUAACAUUCUACAAUUGUGCUCUCACCAAACCGAAACUGUCGAAAAUUUUGGAUGCGAUGCCAAAUCUAGAACGUUUAAAUAUAGUCAAUUGUGACGAAUUAUUUAUUAGUUGGCACCCCGUAAUCUUAGCUGACGUUUCACCAAUAUGUGAGCGUCUUAAGCACCUUGGCUUGCGCAAAAACAAUGCUUUCAAUGAAGAUCAUCUGGACUACUUGGUUGCAAUGGCUCCGAGAAUAUGUUCACUGGAGAUUUCCAAGUGUCUUAAAGAGCAAGACGCAGGAAAACGAGUCCGGAUUCUGUGCCACAUAUUAGAAAUUCUUAAACUACACAAACACCAGAUGAAAUCAGUCAAUUUCAGCUACACCAUGUACGAUGAUCUAUUUUUGAAACAGUUCGCCGAGAUCGAGAACAUGGCACUGAGCAACAUAAGUUUAUCGUUUUUUGAUAGAGCUCCCAUCAAAGAUCCUAGCAUCAUCGAAGUUCUGCGAAAGCACACCAAUCUAAUUCAUCUGGAUUUGACCUCUUUUCUCAAUCUAACAGACUUUGCCUUGAUUGAGAUUGCUCGCUCGAUGCCUUUGCUGAAAACAUUGAAGCUAAAUGGCUGUUGGCUUUUAACUGAUUUCGGAAUUUCGGAGGUCAGGAAGCUCAGGAACCUAGUAAUACUGGAUUUGUCUGAUUGUGAUCGCGUUACCGACGAGGGUUUUAUUAAGGCAAUUGUGGACAUACACAGAACGAACCUAAAGGAGCUUUAUUUGAGCAUGCUACCUAGAAUAUCGGAGACAGUAAUUCUGAAAAUUUGCCUUACGCUGUUCAAUCUGACUGUGCUUGAUUUCUGUGGGUCGGAUUGCAUCAAUGAUACCUCGAUACAGUAUGUGUUUUGCUACCUAAAAUUUGUUCGGGUUCUUCGACUAAAUGGAUGUGUAAAGAUUUCAGAUGCAGGUCUAACGGGAGUCGAUCUUCAGCGCGUGGCAAUUGAAAUCUGGAACCAGCAACAAACGUUUUCAAUUGACAUGCUACGAGGACUCCAGGAACUGCAAAUUUCCGGCUGUUCCAAAGUUACCGAUAUUGCACUGAUGCAAGCAUUCAAAUUGGUGGAGCUCAGGGAAAUAAAUCUGUCUCAUUGUGUUCAUAUCACAGAAACAGGCAUCGAAGCUAUAGCAUCAAGCUGUCCAUCACUAGAAGUCAUCGAUCUAAGUGAUUGCUACCACAUAAACGAUCGCUGUAUCGAUCUGCUUUGUAAACACCUUUGUCGACUUACCAGUUUGAAGUUAAUAAGACUGUCUUUAUUAACCAUAGACAGUAUCAACUCUAUUCUUACUCAUUGCAAACGACUUAAAAACAUUUACCUUCGCGGUUGCAACAAAUUGCCAUACAAUACAACAGAUCUAUUAGCCAAAUUAAAAACUUUGCGAAAUUUGUCAAAGUUUUAG
Malaya genurostris is the source of this 1975-nucleotide messenger RNA. RefSeq lists its product as uncharacterized. Gene Ontology annotation, biological process: SCF-dependent proteasomal ubiquitin-dependent protein catabolic process. Lineage: Eukaryota; Metazoa; Arthropoda; Insecta; Diptera; Culicidae. Gene Ontology annotation, cellular component: SCF ubiquitin ligase complex. Bases 65 to 1975 code for a protein of 636 amino acids. Gene Ontology annotation, molecular function: protein binding. The transcript is spliced from 4 exons. The record is from RefSeq and is a predicted model, not a curated record.